CAGACGUGUGUACCUUGGUAUUACCGUUUGCCUCAAUCAGCGCAGGUACCAUUGCUCGGACCAUUCGUUUCUACUACAGCAUCUCGAAAGGGCUCGGACCAGUCGUUAGCCCUCGGACACAUCGACAGACUAGAAUUGGCGCACCACUGCCAUUCUACAGACCAACAGGACAUUUGUGUACUUUAGAGGGGUUCUUUCUACAAGUUCCCUUUUCCUUCACUGCCUGCCUAUCAUCAGCUCUUUGUCCCCCUUGGACUUGAGCCCCUGAUUUUCCCCACUACGCCCUUGAGCUUCAAGCUGCCUAUUAUCCUCCGUGGACUCGCAGCCUUUACGUGGUCCGUAUUGGUCUAAUCUUGACCAUUACACCACUCAGCCAUUUGUAGCGUCGCCGCUGCAAUAUCCCCCAAGUUCUCCUCCAUCCGAAGCAGGUAGGUCUUGUUGACCUACCCGGAACACAACCGCCAACGUGGCUGCUGCCGUGGCUCAUCCGUCUUCCAUGCAUCCUGGGUCUGACCCAAUGGGUGCGCCUCCUAGCUUUGCAGCGCGGAGACCUCACGCCCAGCAACUCGGCAGUUUUGAGCUGCCACCGCCACCGAUGCACAAAUAUCCUUUCAGCAACACUAUUACCACUUCACAGUCGCAACAGGCUCCAGUCACUAUUGCCAGCGUUGGCAACCUCCUGACUCCGCCAAACACUAAUCACAGUGACGUGAUAAGCUCAACUGGAGUUUCAGCAGCUGGCUCACACUAUUCCACAGCAAUGGCCUAUUCCAACGGCCAAUACAUCUACUCUCCGCCUGCGCAAGCAUCAGCUGCGCAGUAUGGCUAUCAGGCUGCGCAUCACCAGCAGAACCAAUACGGACAGGCCCGAGGAGGUAUGUUCGCUCCAUCGCGUGGUGAGGGCCAGCUUGGACGACAGGACUCACUAGGCAAAGGGCUGAACCCGCCACCAUAUGAAAUGACCCAGCAACUUCCACCUUUUACGCCUUCGUCCAACGGAUCAAGCAUGCCUUCUAUCUCUACACAGCAUCAUCACCAUCAGCAGAUGAUGGGUAAUCAAACCCCCGUCUCCUCUUCGGGACCACAGCAGUCGCCUGCUCUCAGCCAGGACUCGUUCAGGCCGCCUCAGCCCCCAACCCCUACCUACAGCUACCACAACUCAGGAACACCCCAACACUCAAACUUUCCCUACUCGACUGGACCAUCGCCAACUUUGAGUCAGCAGCAGAGCCCCAUCAGCGCUGGUGGUUCGAUGCAGCGCAUGUCGCCAGCUGUGUCGCAGGGUCCGAUCCCAUCGAUCCCAUCCAACAACCCAGCGCACUCUCCCUACCAAUACCAGCAAAGGCCAUCUUUGCAGUAUAGAGGAGGCCAAGCGCCUGUCUUUUCUAACGUUCAGAACCCCGCCGGAGGCCUUGCACUUGUUGGACACCCCGGCAUGAUGUCUGGUUUCAACAGUGGACACGCUGCGCAGAUGCCCCACUUCAUGGGACAUCCCCAGCACCAACCACCAACUGCCAACGAUCGUCCAUUCAAGUGUGAUCAGUGCCCACAGAGCUUCAACAGGAACCAUGAUCUGAAGCGUCACAAGAGGAUCCAUCUCGCCGUCAAGCCCUUCCCUUGUAACCACUGUGAUAAGAGUUUCUCCAGGAAAGAUGCGCUCAAGAGACACAUCCUUGUUAAAGGCUGCGGAAAGGUCGUCGGCGAAAACGACACCAAGCGCGAAAGUCACUCUCCGCGGGCAGAAGAUCUGAAAUCCCACUCGUAAUCCGUCUCGCGGUUCGCGGCUUCAUCCAGAAGUCCCUUUCGGCCUUUUUACUUCACUUCUAUUGUAUUAUCUAUACCCUCUUAUACGGAAUUCCCCUCUGAGGUUUCGGUG
Molecule: messenger RNA, 1876 nt
Organism: Bipolaris sorokiniana ND90Pr
Lineage: Eukaryota; Fungi; Ascomycota; Dothideomycetes; Pleosporales; Pleosporaceae
Exons: 2
Coding region: 497-1765 (422 amino acids)
Source: RefSeq, a predicted model, not a curated record